Molecule: messenger RNA, 3464 nt
Organism: Neodiprion virginianus
Lineage: Eukaryota; Metazoa; Arthropoda; Insecta; Hymenoptera; Diprionidae
Product: putative sodium-dependent multivitamin transporter
Exons: 8
Coding region: 629-2350 (573 amino acids)
Biological process (GO): transmembrane transport; sodium ion transport
Cellular component (GO): membrane
Molecular function (GO): symporter activity
Source: RefSeq, a predicted model, not a curated record
AGUGAAUUGCUAAGUGAGAGAGCCAGACAACAUGCAACAACGAUUGAGAUACGCAUCAAAACUGCAAUAAAUGGAUUCACGCUGAUAAAACGUCUCCAGUCUAUCACGCGCUCUUCGCUAGUGAUUACGGGCUUGUCGAAGUCCCCAGAAGACCAGGGGGAAGAGGUUAAACCAACCUUUUCUAAUCUUAGACAACGUGGCUCGGCGUAGCGUGGCAUGAAAUAUCGGGGUGGAUAGGUAGGUGAGUCUGGAACAUCUGUUAUAUUAAAUAACUCGGACUUGAGGUAGUAUGAAUGAAGUGUAUUAAAAGGUGACGUAUCUUGAACAAGUGAAAAACCUUCUACAAAUUCUUCCGUAAAAACUUUCCUCACCACGUGGACAGUGGUUGGUUAGAUACGAAGACCAACAAAGGUAAAAUGUUACAGAAAACAAAAUCCAUAAGUGAUUUACCCUAAAGCUAAAAUAAGCAUUCGAAGAGGAUCGCUAAGUGUAAUUCAAAUGAAAUACAAGUGUCUGCAUUUCGAGGAAAAAAUCACGACUGCUUACGAUUUCUAAACAGAAUCUUCAAACGUUAUUCGAUAUUUCGAAAUACAACGAAAAUUCCGGAAAGAUUUAAAAGCAGCAAAAGAUGGCGACAGAGACUCUGCAAGUGUGGGACUACGUUGUGAUAAUACUGAUGCUUAUUAUCAGUACGAGCAUCGGUGUUUAUUACAGAUUUACCGGAGGCAGACAGAAGACUUCCGAGGAAUAUUACACAGCAAAUCGUUCGAUGAGUGCAGCCCCGGUAGCGAUAGGUUUGAUGGUAUCUUUUCUCUCAGCUGUCAGUCUUCUGGGUGCCAGUGCCGAAAAUUACGUAUACGGGACUAUGUACGUGGUGGUUAAUCUCGGUUACGUUAUAGCCACGCCAGUUGUAGCAUACCUUUACUUGCCCGUAUUCUUCAAACUCCAAGCAACGAGUGCUUUCGAGUACCUCGAGAAACGCUUCGGGACCGUUGCAAGAACAAUCACUAGCAGUGCUAUCUCGCUUCAGCUACUGCUUUACACAGGGAUUGUUCUUUACGCCCCCGCAUUAGCUGUUGAAGCUACAACUGGUCUUUCGAAAACUGCGAGCAUAAUAGUAAUCGGAUUAGUUUGUACAUGCUAUUCCAGCCUUGGUGGUAUCAAAGCAGUUCUCAUCACUGACAUAUUCCAAGCACUUCUAAUGUUAGUUGCUGUCCUCACGGUAGGAAUAACCGCCGCCGUUGAAGUUGGAGGUAUCGAUGAGAUAUGGAAAAUCGCCGUAGCUGGAGACCGUAUUGAAUUUGACAGCAUAUCUGCCGAUCCAACGGUUCGCCACACCUGGUGGAGUCUGACAUUUGGCGGGUUCUUCACCUACCUUUCCCUGUACGGAGUCAAUCAAGUCCAAGUUCAAAGAUUACUGACUAUCAAUGACUUGAAAUCAGCCCAAGCAUCACUCUGGUGGAGCUUACCAAUCGCCGUGAUAAUGUCGGUGAUAACAUGCUUCUCUGGACUGGCGAUAUACUCGAAAUAUCAAAACUGCGACCCUCUGACAACUGGAAGAAUUUCAUCCACCGAUCAGUUAAUGCCCCUGUACGUGAUGGACACACUGUCGGUGUUUCCUGGACUUCCCGGACUCUUCAUCGCCGGUAUUUUCAGCGCCGGUCUCAGUACCGUAUCCGCCGCUCUUAACUCCCUAUCAGCAGUGAUUCUCGAGGAUUACGUGAAGCCGCUGUAUAUAUGGAGGAACAUAGAGUUUCCAGUGAACAAAUUCGCAUACAUUGGAAAAGCAUUGGCUUUUCUAGUGGGUCUGCUUUGCAUAGCGAUCGCUUUUCUGGCACAGUAUCUUGGCGGUGUUCUCCAAGCUGCACUGACGAUAUUUGGCGUAGUUGGAGGGCCAGUUUUGGGGUUAUUUACCUUAGGCAUGUUUACCGAAUCUGCCACUCAGCGAGGUGCCGUCACCGGACUUCUAAUAAGUCUUGUUUUCGGUCUUUGGGUCGGGUUUGGCCAGCCGAAACCAUCGGCACCAACUUUGGCCGUAUCCAUAGCGGGCUGCAACACAACCUCUGACAUAACCAGAUUGUCAAGUUUUACCAGAGCUGAAAGCACGGGUGACAGUUCAUACUUUUAUCUGUACCGAAUCUCCUACAUGUGGUACUGUCCCAUGGGCUGCCUGGUAUCGAUGAUUUGCGGCUACAUAGCAAGUCAUGUUUUACGUCUCUUCUUCAAAGAAGAAUCUACGGAAUUGAAUCCUGAUCUCCUGGUUCCAGGACUGUCUUCAAGGCUGAGAAGAAAGCAAGCGAAUGCACGAGACAAUAAAAACACGGGGGUUCAAUCGAAACAGAAUUUUUAAAGGCUGAAUAAUUACGUUUGUAGGUUCGUCGAUAGGUUGCUGAACUGGAUUGCUUACUAAGGCAAUCGACUUUACUUGAAACCAGCAUAAGUAGCUUCUUUCUCUCACGCAAGGUCAAAUUUUCAACAAUCGAUGAACGACCCUGUUUACGAAGUAAUAUAAAAACAUUAUACAGACUCCAUGCUAAUAAAUCAAAAAUCUAACACACCGAUCAGAAACCAGAAAUCUUGACAUUUCCUCUGGUUACCUUAUUGAUCCAGGGUCUUAUUACUUGAGGGCGUACUACGCAGGUAGUAUGUAGUGAAAUUAACUUACUCCUGGCUACAUGAAGUUAAAAGACUUCGAAUAAAGUCACUGGACUUUCAGUGACUUCGCAAGACCUAGUGUGACCAAUGGCUUCGAAGAAAUUCAAACGACUUUGGGUGAGUUCACGUGCAUGGCUUUAAGUACCAUUACAAGGCUUGUUGUGAUUUAACUGUGAGUUCAACUAGUUAAAAAAAAAACAUCGAGUAAUUGCAUAGGACUUUGCUCGUAACACAUUGGUUUCACGAAAAAUACAUUAUAUAUUAUAUAGUCAAUUUUCAGAAAGAUCCUUCCACCAACCAUAGAAUUCACGAUUUUGCCGUCAGUUUUACUCUGUACUUCGUUUAUGUACAAUUGCACCGUUCAGUUUGAAGAUUAAGCGACCGUGAAGUGCCUGAUCGUAACGCGCCACAUUCUUGAAAAGCGUUGACUGUAACGUAUAUCCCUAAUGGCAACUACUGAGAGAGUGUGGUUGGCGAUAUUCUUAGGGAUCGUUGCUUGUCAGCAGCAAGUCGUAAGAAUUUAUCGGAACGAUAAACUUGAAUGGAGAUUCUGGACCCGGUCGCGUGGACACAGCGGACACCGAAGGCACUGAAUGCAUGUACCUUUACGAUCACUGGUUGGUGUACCUACUCGGAAUAAACAUUCGGACCGCCCACGCCUCCGCAAAACCGUCGACUCGAGUCCGAAGUUUACCAAAACGUACGCAAACCACCGCGGAAUGUGGUUCAGCUGGUGUUUCACACCGAGUAUGACGUAUGAAAACGGAGAGGCACGUCAGCAGGCGUGCGAACUUACGCAACUAAAGCGA